UGUGUCUACUGAAUGCAGCCAGUAAUGGUUUGACAGUUUUUCAAUAAUGGUUAUUAGCCAGCUGGACCAAAAUAGUUUAUUAUUCAUUUAUAUUGUUUGAUAGUUCCUUCCUUUGCAUUUAAUAUAAAAUAUUGUUGUAAAAAUGACGGAUGCUACAAGUAUUAGACUCUUAACAUUAAAUUGUUGGGGAAUUCCAUACAUAUCAAAAAAUAGAUCAGCUAGAAUGAAUGCUAUUGCAGAAAAAUUAGCCGAUGGUGAAUAUGAUAUUGUAUGCCUUCAAGAAGUAUGGUCCGUGGAUGAUUUUAAAAUGUUAAAAGCCAAAGCACAAGAGUGUCUACCAUAUUCUCAUUACUUUUACAGUGGAGUUUUAGGUUCUGGAAUUUGUAUACUUUCUCGUUAUCAAAUUCAAGAUGUAAUGUUUCACAGAUGGCCACUUAAUGGUUACGUCCACAAAAUCCACCAUGGGGACUGGUUUGGUGGUAAAGGCAUAGGGCUCUGCAGACUUAAAAUAAAAAACAUUAAAGUUAAUAUUUAUGUUGCACAUCUUCAUGCAGAAUACGAUAGAGAGAAUGAUGAGUACACUGCCCAUAGAGUCCUUCAGGCUUUCGACACAGCUCAGUUCAUUAGAAUGACCAAGGGUGGUUCGGAUGUUGUAAUUCUAGGAGGAGAUUUAAAUACAGAGCCACAAGAUCUCGCUUAUAGAAUAAUAUGUGGUAUAGGAGAAUUAACGGAUGCCUGUACAAAUUCAUCUUGCUUCAAUCAAGGAACAAACGAAUGUGCUACGAACAGUUACACAGGUUCUAAUUUUGCCAGAAAGAAGCCUGAGGGUCAUAGAAUAGAUCACAUUCUUUACUUAGGCUCAUCUCGCUACAAGGUGGAAGUGACAGACUUCAAGCAACCAUUUCCAAAUCGUGUUCCUGGGAAGAAUUUUAGUUACUCCGAUCAUGAGGCUAUAGCAGCGACUUUAAAGAUGACCAAAGGACACUACGAGGUACAAGAGGUUGACGUCCGUGAUUCUUUAAAGGAGGCCUUGGUAAUUUGCGAGGCCGCCCUGGUUAGCAUACAUCGACGACGAAUGUGGUACUUGUUGCUAAGUCUAUUUUUAUUGAUACUGCUCAUAUUGCCUUUACUACUGCACCUUUUACUGGACCAAAACUCUAUAGCCGUUACUAUAGCAUUGAAUGUACUUCGAUUUCUCCUAACUGCUGUUCUCUGUUACACACUCUUCAUGAGUUCUAUAUGGAAUAACGUCGAGAAAAAUUCACUGAAAGCGGGUUAUCUCGCAAUGGAAAUGCACCUGGUGCAACUAAACAGGAACUUAGCCAACACAUAACUCUUAGUUAAACCAAUUAUCAAUUAAACGCAACAGGACCGAUCUCUCUAAUACUUAAUGUCAGAUGAUUCGACGAGACGGCAACUCAUUAAAUAAUUUCUAAGCUGUUUUUUUGAAACUUAAAGUAAAAAAUUCGGACGUCAAUUUAAUUAUGAUAAUAGCUUGGAGUCAAUGUUACCAGUAACAUGAAGUUACAAUCAAUCAUAUUAGCUCCCGUUAGCAACAGUAUUCGUGUAUAUUUUUCUCUACACUGCUCCACAUUAAAUUAUCUUCAGAAUAUUCAUUCCGAAAUAGUUGUAAAUAUUCUGCUCAAUUCGACAAUAAGAUCACUUAUAUCCUCUGUGAUGCACUUUCAAAUAACAUUGCGCCAAUGAAGAAAAUCACAAAUUCUAAAUAUUAAAGAGGAGUGACAAAACAUUUUCGUAUACAGCUCAAGGAGGAAUGAGAAAACAAAAAGAAAAGAUCAGCUUAACGGGAAAAUAGAAAACAAGAAUAUAUAUAUAUAUAUGUGUAUAUACACACAUAUAUAUAUAUGUAUAUAUGUAUAUCUAAAGAAACCAGAAGUCUGAAAUAUUUUUUCAUCGUGUAAUGUAGAUUUGUAAAAUCCGUAGAAUUUUCAUGAGCCAGGAAAAAGUGAUAUAUAAGAUAAGAGGAGCAUAUUUCCGCUUCGCUGUGCUUAAACGCGGUGAUUAUUAUAAUAAUUGAACGUACGUACACUAAGAGCGAACAAUUACAACAAUUGAAAAUUGCUAAAACGAGUGCGUCUUUAUACAAUACUGUAAUAAUAAUUAUAAUAGUAAUCAUAUAAUAUAUUGUAUGUAUAUUGCCACGAUUAUAUCGGAUCACCGAUGACACGUAAUGUAUUAAUAAUAAUAAUAUUGCCAACAAUGAAUUGC
Messenger RNA from Cephus cinctus (wheat stem sawfly), 2229 nucleotides. It is a transcript of the gene nSMase, whose product is annotated as putative neutral sphingomyelinase. Gene Ontology annotation, molecular function: sphingomyelin phosphodiesterase activity. Bases 143 to 1333 code for a protein of 396 amino acids. Lineage: Eukaryota; Metazoa; Arthropoda; Insecta; Hymenoptera; Cephidae. The transcript has 5 exons. The record is from RefSeq and is a predicted model, not a curated record. Gene Ontology annotation, cellular component: cytoplasm.